ACGUAUUCAAUAUUCAUCAUAUCAUAUAAAAAUGCAAUUUUUUAGGACUUGAUUUGAUUAGUUGACUCAAAUUUAGGCGCAGUGUUGAAGAAAGCUUGAGCAGUUGAGGAGUGAGGAGUGUGAGAAGGGUUAAACAAGAAAAUUAAAGCAAGAAAACGCCAAAAAGGCCUUCAAAACCCGCCCACUCCCGGCAAAAGCACCCUGCGUUUCCUUUUCCCACAAACAGACGAAUACAUAUGUAUUUGUGUUUGUCGGUAUUCUUCGACUUUGAUCUGCGAAUGGGUCGCGGAAACCGCAGGAGAUGCAAACAUUAGAUUGAUUCCCUCCCUUCAUGGGAAUGCAUAUGAUAUGAUGGCGUUUAGUUGAGCCAUUUCCUUUACUGUGUCUUUUUAAAUUUCAGUUUUUUAAAGUAUCUUAUUGUGUUUUUGUACUUGAGUGUGUAAAUUAAAGAUAGAGUAUUGGGCAAAUGGGAAUAGCAACGGAGUCGAGAAUGGAUCAGUAUGAUAUUAUGGAACAGAUUGGCAGGGGGGCAUUUGGUGCUGCAAUUCUCGUUCAUCACAGACAAGAGAAAAAGAAGUAUGUGCUAAAGAAGAUUCGGUUAGCACGACAAACAGAGCGCUGCAGAAGAGCUGCUUAUCAAGAGAUGGCUUUAAUUGCCCGAGUUCAACACCCUUAUAUAGUCGAAUUCAAAGAAGCAUGGGUGGAGAAGGGUUGCUAUGUUUGCAUUGUUAUUGGCUACUGUGAAGGCGGCGAUAUGGCUGAAUUGAUGAAGAAGGCAAAUGGAUUAUACUUUCCCGAAGAGAAACUUUUGAAGUGGUUCACUCAAUUACUGUUGGCAGUUGAAUAUCUGCAUUCAAGUUUUGUUCUGCACCGUGAUCUGAAAUGCUCUAACAUCUUUCUGACAAAGGAUCAAGAUGUUCGGCUAGGUGAUUUUGGACUUGCUAAAACAUUGAAGGAAGAUGACUUGACUUCUUCAGUUGUUGGAACUCCCAAUUACAUGUGCCCUGAACUUCUUUCAGAUAUUCCUUAUGGUUUCAAAUCGGAUAUUUGGUCUCUAGGAUGCUGUAUGUAUGAAAUGGCUGCUCAUCGGCCUGCCUUCAAAGCAUUUGACAUGGCAGGAUUAGUAAGCAAGAUUAACCGAUCAGCUAUUGGCCCGCUUCCUCCAUGUUAUUCUCCAUCCAUGAAGACACUGAUUAAGGGCAUGCUAAGAAAGAAUCCUGAGAAUCGACCUACUGCAUCUGAACUCCUGAAGCACCCCUAUUUGCGGCCCUAUGUUGAUCAAUAUCGCCCAUCCUGCAAUCCUCCUGCAAGUUCCCCCGAGAAGCCUCUUUCCGUUGUUCAUAACAAUCGAAAGCCUAUGGUUGAAAGCUGUAGCAGUACUAGUUCUUGCAGUGAUAGAGAUGGUUUUGCACCGAGUGAGAGAAACAUUCAAGCCGUGGCUUUCAAUUGUGACGAUAAGCGCACAGAAACUGACUUGGCUUUUGCUGACGAUGAAUGCAAUUCUGGGCAACCUAAUUGCAGUAACAAACAACCCGGAAUCAGUACUUGCACAAAAAUCGAGAAUUACGAGCCAAAAAUUAUCUUGCAUGAGGAACAGAUGUGUAAUUCAGAUGGUAAGCAACCAAUUACUGUAAAUCAUACAGAAAUGGCGUUGAAAGAAGGAAGAACUAGAGAAAAUAAGUAUCUGAUGAGAGAAAAUCGAGCAAAGGCUGGUUUUGAUUCCAGAAAGCGGAAUCAUGCAAUGCAUUCUCAAAAACAUAAGUUGCUUGCUUCCGAUUCCUCUCCAAAAACUAAGCCUAGACACGAGAGAAUCUCUUCCUCCUGGCCUGUAAAGCACGUUGCUGAAGACGGAUUUCCUUCCAGGGCGAGACAAAGAACACCUAAUUUAACUAGACGAUCAUCGAUUCCUCCUGCAGUGUUGUGGCAGGCGGGAAGUGAUGCUCCCGAUAAUGUGGACAAUAAUAAGAGGGUUCGGGAUAUGGAUGACACUUUGAAGGAGCACCAACAACAAGGAGAUGUUGCUCGUGAGAAAUCAAAUACAAUUACCCUCCCAUGUUCUGAAGCACUGGCUGCUUUUAACGAUGAUGCUUCAACUAGCAGGCCUCCGAGUAGUUCUAUUCCUACAUCUAGUGGCCACGAUAAGCAUAUCGUAAAGGAAUUUGUCUCUUCAACAAGAGGUGCCUCUCUCGUUCCCUUGAGUCAAAACAACGUGCUUCGAUCAAACCACACUUCAGAAAUGGACGGUGAAGAUAACCUUACACUGAAAGAAUUGUUAUCCUCCCAAACAGACAAUGCCCCCUUCACCCUCCCUCCUGUCUCAGAUACCAAAAAGACUUCAAAGCUCGAGAAUGGGACUAUUUUGCAAAGUGUAGCUUUCGAUAAUCCAUCUUCUGAUGAUGCCAUAAACGCUAUCCAUCACGAUAGUUACCAGGUUAGUACCGAGGAGCCAGUGAUUGAAAACGUUGGGAAACUGGUAGGCAUAGAAAGUGCUGAGAUUGAUAUUCCAAAAUCAUCUAGUACUGCUGGUGAGUAUGUCAAAACUAAGGAAAUGGAUUCAGGACACCUCAGCAGUCCCGCCUCCCCUGUCUUGGCUUUGGAUUCUUCAGCAACAGCAAAACCCGACCCUCGAGUUGCAGAGGAAAGACCCGUGAAAGAGGCGUUAGAUGUCAAGUCUUUCAGGCAGAGGGCAGAGGCGCUUGAAGGGCUAUUAGAAUUGUCAGCCGACUUACUGGAGCACAAUCGAUUAGAAGAACUUGCCGUCGUUCUGAAGCCUUUUGGAAAGGGCAAGGUUUCUCCAAGGGAGACCGCAAUCUGGUUGGCCAAAAGUCUGAAAGGACUAAUGCUUGAAGAUUCAGCUCACAAUUCAUGAUCAUUAUUCAUAUCAUCAUAUGGUAUAUGCAUUCAUUGCUCAAUAUUUCAGCCUCUUUUUGUCUAAUUUUUUUCCAUUUUCAAGUUCCACUUGAAUCAUUGAAAGACAAAUGUUACAGUUGACAAUUUCUUAGUAUAGUACAUUGUACACAUCAAGAAUAUAAACUGGGAACAUUUUUUAUCCCUCCAAAUGCAGAAUAAAAUGUUUUUAUAUUACAUUGUACCUUAAUCUCAA
This is a messenger RNA of Ipomoea triloba (trilobed morning glory), 3103 nucleotides long. RefSeq names its product serine/threonine-protein kinase Nek5-like. Lineage: Eukaryota; Viridiplantae; Streptophyta; Magnoliopsida; Solanales; Convolvulaceae. The record is from RefSeq and is a predicted model, not a curated record. Gene Ontology annotation, molecular function: protein kinase activity; ATP binding. Gene Ontology annotation, cellular component: cortical microtubule. The coding region runs from base 467 to 2869 and encodes 800 amino acids. The transcript has 14 exons. Gene Ontology annotation, biological process: microtubule-based process; protein phosphorylation.